Messenger RNA from Alosa alosa (allis shad), 6593 nucleotides. RefSeq names its product adenylate cyclase 3a (gene adcy3a). Gene Ontology annotation, cellular component: plasma membrane. The record is from RefSeq and is a predicted model, not a curated record. The transcript is spliced from 20 exons. Gene Ontology annotation, molecular function: adenylate cyclase activity. Gene Ontology annotation, biological process: intracellular signal transduction; cAMP biosynthetic process; adenylate cyclase-activating G protein-coupled receptor signaling pathway. Bases 1705 to 5082 code for a protein of 1125 amino acids. Lineage: Eukaryota; Metazoa; Chordata; Actinopteri; Clupeiformes; Clupeidae.
AAAAGGGAAGAGCGACUGUUGUUUAAACAGGAAGGAAUCACGGAAGAAAGCCAGGAAUGCGCUGUUUGAUAGGAUACUGCGUUUAACUGCGGUUUACGCAUGUGAUAGUUCGCCUUGUGUGUGAAGAGGACGGCGGCGCUUCAUGUCUGCUGGCAUAACUGACUUCUGAACCUUGAAGUGAGGGAGACAUCGUGGAGCAGACCGAGGGCUAAGAUAUCAAGACUGGCUGGCUGGGAUGCUGUAUGGCCGUCCUGUAUGCGCAAGGAUUUUGCUCUCCUUCAUGUUGAUCACUGAUGAUUGGUUUUAAGAACCAUGGAGAGGAGCACGGGUGAAUGAAUGCUAAAAUCAGAUGUACAACUUCAGGGUUUCCAUUUUGUAUAUUACCGGUGGUAAAGUGAUAUGACGUAAACAGGCAAGUACAUCAACAACAUUUAUCGGUGUAAUGUAAUGGUCUUUAGGCUUACCGCUUACCGACACAUGGUUUCGAAUGAGACCUACAGCCACUGAGACGACGGCAGAUCUGGUCAUUAGGCGGCAGCUGUUCAUGUGGUCAAGGGACACGCGACAGAUGUUUGCAAUGCUGUAAUGCUGGCCGUUAACAAACUUGUCAGAUAGCUGCGUACCUUUCAAUUAAUCAAAGAUUGUGCGUGUGUUGUGGAUGUAUUUUCUUUUUUAUUAUUUUGCACGUCAUUAUAGCUAGCCUACACUGGAUUUUAUUUAUCAGGCUAUUUAUUUAUUUAUUUCAAUAUAUACUGGCGAUAGAGCGCGCAACAUGUAUUUCCUGUCAGUGCUACUGUCGGAGAAAAUCUGAUGGCAGCAUAGCGCGACUGAAAGCGUCAAAAGAAGGCAAGAUCAAUAGUUUACUCAAGGGAUGAAAGGGUAAAUACAUUGAUUCAUACAAUCCCAUGCAACUCUUGCACUGGAAAAAAGGGUGUAGUUAAUUUGGUGCACAUUCUUCUAUACAUUCUUCUAUCUUUUUGUCACGGGUGUAGACUGGUUGUUGUGGUGUGCAAGCACAUCUAUUUUUCCUCUUACGUGAGGUGUCAUACUCUUAAGAGCAACAUCCAUUAAAUGGCAAUGUCUUCCUUCAUAUGUGAGGGAUUCACCAUGGAAACCCCGAGUGUGCGAUGGUGGCGACCUCAGUGGAUUGGAGGCGGUGUGAUAGAGAUGACAGUGUAAACAACGCUGUUUCAUGGAGUAUAGGUUUUUUACCGGCGGCUUUUUUUUUACUUUGGCUGCGUUUUAUGCGUUUUUGAACGUCUUAGAAUUGCCACCAUUUAGAGUAUUCAGUUCUCGUUUGUGACCAGAUUGGAUAUUUAUUAGACACCAUGAAUGCGUCCGAGAUCUCCUCCGCUCACAACCUGUUAAACGGGUCUCAUGAAAAGGUAUUUUAAGUACUGAAACACCAGCCACGCUGCAUCACUGUGCAACGUUGAUGGACAGUACUAGCGUUACACCGGUUCUAAAAUGAAUCAAAAUAUGUAAUUAAGAUCCAUUUUAGAAUGAUAGGCUUGACAAUCAAAAGAUUCACUGGAUCCAGUACAUUCUCAGGAAGGUAUAAUGUGGACAGGCCAGCACAAUGUGUUUGUAAAGAGCCUACCCACAAGCACAAGGUGUAAAAUCCACUUGCACGGCAGCAGGUGGGUUUACAUACAUUGACUUUGACUUCAGAGGAAGACGAAGAACAGGAAUCGGGUCGCCGCAAUGCCUCGGAACCGGGCCUUCUCUGAGCCGGAGUACUCGGCGUACUCCGCCGACUGCUCUGUGACUCUGCCCUCGGACCCGGGCCAGGCAGUGGGCAGGACACACGAGGUGACGGUGCGCAGCUCGGGCUGCUGCCUGUGCCUGCCACGUUUCAUGCGGUUGACCUUUGCCCCUGAGUCGCUGGAGAACCUCUAUCAGACCUACUUCCGGCGGCAGCGGCACGACACGCUGCUCGUGCUGGUGGCCUUCGCCGCCUUCUUCGACUGCUACGUCAUCGUCAUGUGCGCCAUAGUCUACAACGUGGACAAGCUGGCCUCCAUCGCCGUGGCGACGGUGGGGCUGGUGGCCGACGUGGCUCUCUGCCUGCUGUGCCGCUUCGGGUUGCUGCCCGAGCGCGUCUCCCGGCGCCUGGUGCCCUAUGCCCUCUGGGUGCUCAUCGCCGCCCAGAUCUUCUGCUACCUGGGCCUGAACUUUGCUCGCUUCCACCAGGCCAGCGACACGGUGGGCUGGCAGGCCUUCUUCAGCUUCUCCAGCUUCCUGACACUGCCCAUGCGCCUCACGCCCAUCGUGCUGGUCACCGCCGUGUCCUGCGGCGUCCACACACUCGUGCUGGGUGUUACCAUAGCACAGCAGCAGCAGGAGGACAUCCAGGGGGGAGAGCUCGGACGACAGCUCCUGGCCAAUGUAGUGAUCUACCUAUGUGCCAUCUGUGUGGGGGUGAUGUCGUAUUACAUGGCCGACCGUAAGCAUCGCAAGGCCUUCCUGGAGGCACGGCAGUCCCUGGAGGUCAAACUGAACCUGGAGGAGCAGAGCCAACAACAGGAGCGGCUGCUGCUGUCCAUUCUGCCAAAGCACAUAGCAGACGAGAUGCUGCAGGACAUGAAGAAGGAGCCCAGUCAGAAGGAGAUGCAGCAGUUCAACACCAUGUACAUGUACCGCCACGAGAACGUCAGUAUUCUGUUUGCAGACAUCGUUGGCUUCACCCAGCUCUCAUCGUCCUGCAGUGCCCAGGAGCUGGUCAAGCUGCUUAAUGAACUGUUUGCGCGCUUUGACAAGUUGGCCGCGAAAUACCACCAGCUGAGAAUUAAAAUCCUUGGUGACUGUUACUACUGCAUCUGUGGGCUCCCAGAUUACCGUGACGACCAUGCUGCCUGCUCCAUCAUGAUGGGCUUGGCUAUGGUGGAGGCCAUUUCGUACGUGCGUGAGAAGACACAGACAGACGUGGACAUGCGCGUGGGGGUCCACUCGGGGACGGUGCUGGGUGGUGUCCUGGGGCAAAAGCGCUGGCAGUAUGACGUCUGGUCGACGGACGUCACGGUGGCCAACAAGAUGGAGGCCGGAGGAAUACCAGGGCGCGUGCACAUCUCCCAGAGCACCCUGGAGUGUCUGCACGGUGAGUUCGACGUGGAGCCAGGCAACGGCGGCGACCGCUGCGAGUACCUGAAGGAGCGCGGCAUCGAGACCUACCUGGUAGUGGUACCCAAAGGGCCACUGGGCAAGAACGGCAUCAACGGAGUGAAACUAUCCGUCACAUCGUCUAAUGGCAACUCUCCGCUGCUGAUUAACACCACGGAGUGCAACGGCAGCGUUAACACCACCUGCACCACACCGGAGGAGCCAGAGGAGCUGGACACAAAGGUGGUUAACCCGUCGUUCCCCAACCCUCGGCGGCGUCUGCGUCUGCGGGACCUGGCAGAGAGAGUGAUCGACGCCCAGGAGAACGAACAGGAGCUCAACAAGCUCCUCAACGAGGCUCUGCUGGAGAGAGAGACAGUCCAGGCUCUGAAGGGGAAGUACACCAACCGGCUGUCUCUGCGCUUCACCGACCCAGAGCUGGAGACGCGCUUCUCCGUGGAGAAAGAGAAGCAGAGUGGCGCCGCCUUCAGCUGCUCCUGCGUCGUGCUGCUCUUCACCGCCGUCGUGGAGGCCCUCAUCGACCCCGCGUUGAUAGCAAACUACGUGACUCUGGUUGUAGGUGAGGUCCUGCUGCUCAUCCUCACCAUCUGCUCUCUGGCGGCCAUUUUCCCACGAGUAUUCCCUAAGAGGCUGGUGUCCUUCUCCACAUGGAUCGAUCACACACGAUGGGCGCGCAACACGUGGGCCAUGGCAGCCAUCUUUAUUCUCACUUUGGCAGACAUUGUGGAUAUGCUCAGCUGUCUGCCAUCUCCCAGGAACAGCUCCACCACGGCAGUGUCCGCCCCUGGUCCUGGUCCACCCCCCGCACUGGCCCCAGGGGCGGGGACCUGCCGGGAGAACCCCAAGUACUACAGCUUCAUCGCCGUGUUGGCGCUCAUCGCCACCACCAUGCUGGUGCAGGUCAGCCACAUGGUCAAGCUCACGCUCAUGCUGCUCAUCACCGCGGCCACCGGCGUGGUCAACAUCUACGGCUGGAGCGACAUCUUCGAUCAGUACGACAAGGCCCGCUUCAAGGAGUACAGCUUUGAGCAGGUACCGUCCAAGUACAAUAUGACUGUGAUGAUCUUCAUCAUGAUGGUCAGCUUCUACUGCUUUGCCCGACACGUGGAGAAGCUGGCACGCACGCUGUUCCUGUGGAAGAUCGAGGUGCACGAGCAGAAGGAGAAGGUGUACGAGAUGCGGCGCUGGAAUGAGGCCCUCGUCACCAACAUGCUGCCCGAGCACGUGGCCCGACACUUCCUGGGCUCCAAGAAGAGAGAUGAGGAGCUGUAUAGUCAGUCUUAUGAUGAGAUUGGCGUUAUGUUCGCCUCCAUCCCCAACUUCUCAGACUUCUACACAGAGGAGAGCAUCAACAAUGGAGGCAUCGAGUGUCUGAGGUUCCUCAAUGAAAUCAUCUCAGACUUUGACAGUCUUCUAGAUGAGACCCAAUUUCGCUGUAUCACCAAGAUUAAAACCAUUGGCAGCACCUACAUGGCAGCAUCAGGAGUCAUUCCAGACAACACUAGCAAUGGUUACGCCUGCAUGAAGAAGGAGGAGCUCACAGACAGAGAACGCUGGCAACACCUGGCAGAUCUGGCUGACUUUGCCUUGGCUAUGAAGGUCACACUCAUGAACAUCAACUACCAGUCCUUCAACAACUUCAUGCUCAGAAUCGGGCUUAAUAAAGGGGGAGUGCUAGCAGGCGUUAUUGGGGCGCGCAAGCCUCACUACGACAUCUGGGGGAACACUGUGAACGUGGCCAGCCGCAUGGAGUCGACGGGAGUCAUGGGGAACAUACAGGUGGUGGAAGACUGUUACAUCAUAUUGAAGGAGUAUGGCUUCCGGUUUGUCAGGAGGGGGCCCAUUUUUGUGAAGGGGAAGGGAGAGCUUCUCACCUACUUCCUCAAGGGACGGGAAAAACAGGGUUCCUUCAUCAAUGGCUCCUCUGUAACACUGCCACAUCAAGUGGUGGACAGCUCAUGACCCACUCGUGUACACCCAAACACACACACACACACAUGCACAGACACAUACAAAUGCACACUACCCUACCAACAUUUAUUAAACAGUACAGUUGGGGCACUGCUGACAUUCCAUCUCAUAGGUUAUGUAUAUAAACAUGCAGGUGGACUAAUUAACAUAUACACGUGGAAGGAAUAUGAGAGAAUCCUCUAAGAAUCUGUCAGACAGUGCAGUCAGUCACUGGCUAAUGUAGCGAGACUACUGAUAAAAAAAACACAGCUUAUACAUUUCCCAGUUACUUGCUAGUCUCAACUCAAAACCACACUUGCAUAACAUGUUUGCCACAGUUUUGUACAUACACAUCACUUGAUUUCUUUUUCAUGAAUUAAUAUAUGAAAUGCACACUACAACACAAAACACUCUGCUUUUACAAGUAACACUUGAAGCCUCACAUCUACUGAUUGAUGAAUUAAAUGCCUACCUGUCAUUCAUUUGGGGUACUACCCCAGAGGGGAUCCACUGACGGAAAAAAAAUGUUUUUUAGGAUUUGCUUUGAAAAUGGGAAGUUGUUGAAAACCCUGAUGAGAAUUUUUCACUGACCGCUUGAUCUGCCUGGAGUGGACCUGUGUGUGCCUGUGUGUGUGUGUGUGUGUGUGUGUGUGUGUGUGUGUGUGUGAUGUAGAUACAUGCAUGGAGAUGUGUCUGCUCCAAACCACUCUCUCUCUCUCUCCCUCUCUCUCCACCUGUAUAAUGUACUACACCCUUUACUCUAAUUCCAAUUCUGGAACUCCAUGUCAUGUUCCAGGUGUGCCAAACUAAAAGCAUUAUGUGUUUACAGAAUGGUAAUGUGUGUGUGUGUGCGUGUGUGUGUGUGUGUGUGUGUGUGUGUGUGUGCGUGCGUGCAUAAGAGUAUUUAUGGGCAGUAUGUUAGCCAUAUGCCAGAGGCGUGCAGUAAUAUUGACGUUUGUAUCUCUUAGUUCUGACUAGGCUCCCCUCAGUCCAGCCCAAACUGCUGAAUGAAUGUGCAAUAGUUUAUUCUUUUACGCCAUCUUCUUCCCUUCUACGCCCUGCCUUCUUAAUUAUAUCCCCUCUAAGCCCUAUUUUUAUAUUAUAGAUGUGUGUGACCCUUCAACUUGAAAAUGUUGUAGGCCCUAUCAGAGAGUAUAUACAUUCAAAUGCAGAUGAGAUUACUGUUGAAUGGGCCGUUUAAUUUAUUACUGGGAUGAGUGUUUGUUAACAGACAGAUCGCGUUAAUAGAAGUCUAAACAAUGAAAUGGCAUAUGAAGGUAUAGCAUUGGCCAAAGUUUUUGUUUUUCUGGGUCAAUGCAGAACUUUGUUUGUUUGUCAUUUGUUUUUCGUUUGUUUGUUUUCUUUCUUUCUUUUGUAUUUUUAAAGACCCUCUGUCAAAAUAAAUGGCACUUUGAGUGAUCUGUUAACAACCCUAUGUGUUUCCAUUGGUUUGCAAUCCUUUGUCAUUCAUUUGAAUUAAUUGUACUCUAAGGUUCAUUGAAUUAAACAAAAUAAUAUGAGUA